UUCGCCAGCAAAGCACGCGUUGACGCUUGGAUGUGUCUCUCACUCACUCUAUCAUUAGCUAGCAAUUGCGUACGGGCAUCGAAUCGCUGUGUGCAGUAACCUCGUCAAUGUGUCGCUAAUAAUUGUUUUGUGGUACAGCAUUUGGUGAUUUGUGCGUAAAUCAAGAAAAAGGAAGAUUGGCACACGUUAUCUGGCGCGUAUUUGUGCGUAUUUCACAGCAAAUCUGGUUGAUCCCCACCAUUCUCUCAAAAGUCUACUGCAAGUGAAGAUAGCGGUUGUGGUGUUGUUUACCUUGGCUCAUCGGCAGUGUUUGCUGCAGAAGCGAAGAACACAAAAACAACUGGUCGCAUCGACUGGUGGACUGCUCUGCCCGAAAUAGUGCCCUUACCGUGGGAGACGCGUAAACGUGCAGGGCAAUUUUUAUCCAAGGUACGGCACACUAAACCGUUCUAAACAAGUCUAGAAAACCUGCGACACUACACAAAGAGUGCGAUACAAGGCGGUGGUGGUGCGUAGUGGAAUUCUGUAAUAACAAAAACAAAACCAUCAGUAAACCGCGUGUGCGUGUGUGUGUCGACGUAAAGGGAAAGAGCGUGCGUACCUCGUGGCCAAGUGGUGGAAAAUUAGUGCCAAAGGUGGGUUUGUCCGCCCGUUGUGCCCAGUGUUGGUGGUGUGUUUUUGUGCACUAAAGCAGAGAAAGCAGUGCAAAGUUGUGUACUAGUGCCGAGUGUGCGUUCGCAAAGUGUCAAACGUGGCUGUCAAAAGCGUUCGAGCAAGUCAUCUAAGUAGCCAGGGUGCUAGCUAUUGCCGCGAUUAAAGUGGAAAAUUUUCAUCUCGUGAUCAAUCAAGGCAAGCGAGCGAGCGAGAAAGAGAGCGCAAAAAAAGAGCGAGAUAGUCCUGCGCUGUUGUUGUUAAUUCUGUUGCUUGAAAUAGAAAUUGUAUCGCGGGCAAGUAGAGUAUAUCGCUCGAAUAAAAAAAAGAAGGUGCUGUCUUUAUGUUCUGUUGGUGAUAUUCCCUGUUCUUCGUGUACACCGUGCUAAAGGGCGCCUCGUAAUCGGAAAUUGGUGUGAAAGCAAGAGCUGGUUUUGUUCGGUGCUGUACGGUGUGCACGAGUUGGCCAACGCUAGUUAGCUACCGUGACCCGUAUGAUUUAUACAAGUGUCCUUGCCGCAGUGGUCACCGUUGCGGUAGGUCGUCGUUCCAUCAACCUGCCAGGAGCAGCAUACUUACUAUACCCGUAGAAAGGCACGUCACAUCCGGCUAGUGCACGGUACAAGUUAAAUUCCUGCCGUUGAUUUUCCUACGAUCAGAACAAACAAGCUGACAGACACUGGUGGUUAGAGUGCGUUUGACGCGGGCCAGCAGCCAGCACGUAGGAUAGCAGGAAUCUGCCACAUUCGUUGGUCCACCAUCGAAAAGGGCGCGGGUUUUCAGUCUCUCGUAACCGUGGAAGCCGUACAGGACGGUGCGGACGGAGGGGGAGCGUCGGCUCUCACGAUGAGCUUGAAGAAGGCUAGCCGUACCAAGAGUCUGUCGUUGAGUGGAGAUGACUUUCCGCUGCGCCCAGUCGCCGGGACCGGAAAUGUCACGGGCAAACCGAAGGCCGCCUUCAGCACGGUGAAGCGGCCAGAGGAUACGCUCAAGAUAAUGAAGUACAUCGAUGAUAACGUGAUCGGGAAAGGUGUCGCAUUUCUGGGACCGUACGGGCGUCGUAAAGUGGUAUAUGCCGAUUACGCCUCGUCUGGACGUUCGUUGCAGUUUUUAGAAGAUUACAUUAAUAAGGAAGUUUUGCCGGCAUUUGGUGAUAUCAGCUGCAUAUCAGCCGUUACGGGCCUGCAGUCACAUUUAUAUGACAAUGAAGCCAGAGACCUGGUGCGGGCAGCCGUCGGUGCCAAUGGAGAAGAUGAGAUCGUUUUCUGUGAUAAUCCCGCCGAACGUUUGUGCUAUCUGCUGUCGAAUCCGAACGUGUGCGACCUCAGCACCUCCCAGUUCCACAAUAAUUCUCACAGUGCCAUAAGCAACAUUUCCUUCGGCGCUUUGCACCAACAAUCGCUACAGCUAGGCACCACAAUUCGGCACAAUAGUUUUUCCAAUACUUCCACCCUGUCGGACAGCGUGGUAGAUGUUAGCCAGUCCAACCAGAGCCUGUCUGCAGCGCCUCCAAUUUUGUUCGUCAGUACCUCGGAACCGGUGUCUAACCUUCGCUCAUGGAUCGAUGCGGGUUGGCAGAUCGAGCGCAUAAUAAAAAAUCACGAAGGAUUCCUGGAUUUGGUCGAUUUGGAGAAAAGGUUGCAGCACUACGCCGAAUCGCGGCGCAAGAUGGUGGGCCUGUUUUCCGGUGCGUCCCGACUGACGGGCAUUCUGGCGGAUGACGUUGCUACCACGAUUCUGCUGCACCAGUACGACGCACUCUCGAUAUGGGACCACUCGAUGGCCGCAUCGUGUGCACCGAUCUGCACCAACCCCAUACUGCCCGGUGCACAGAAGGACGCCAUAUUUUUCCACUGCAAUCGGCUGGUCGGUGGUGUGCAGGCGCCGGGCGUGCUAGUCAUUAAGCGUAGGCUAAUCGAACACAGUACCUCCUUCCUGACGGACUCGGUCGGGGUGGUCGGUGCCGUACGAGCGGGACUCGUGCUGCAGCUGAAGGAGUCGCUCGGUUCGCAGGCGAUCAUGGGCCGCAUGGAGAAAACGUGCAAGCAGAUGCUGGCCCACGUGCGCACCAUUCCGGAGAUUGCCCUGCUCGGCCCACCGUGCACAACGGCCAAGCGUCUCACCACGCUUUGCUUCAUGGUGCGGCAUCCGCGGGGCGCCUUCCUGCACCACCGGUUCGUGGUGGCUGUGCUGAACGAUGUGUUCGGUAUACAGGCCACGGCCGAUAAUAUGGUCGGCGAUUCGCUCGGAAUCAAUCCGCAGCUGAUGGUAGAGUAUGAGAAGCUGCUGAACGAUGAAUCGUUGCGGGCGGGCUGUCUGCAUCCGGGCUACACGCGUAUCACCUUUCCAUUCUUCAUGCCAGAAGCGGAAGUGGCCUUCAUACUGGAAGCACUCAAGAUGGUAGCUACCGAGGCCUGGAAGCUGCUACCUCAGUACGAAGUGGACGAACGUUCCGGCGAAUGGCGGCACCAUUCGAACUCGCUGGCAAAGGAACGCAAGUGGCUGGGCGCCAUCCGUUACAUCGAUGGCAAAAUGUUGUUCUCCGAUCGGCGCAUUUCUGGUCCGGGCUCAUUCCCGCAGAACUAUUCGGACUGUUUGCAGACGGCGCGGAAUCUCUUCAAUCGCGCGCGUAAAAUGGCUCAACGGUCCACCACGGAGGAAAUCGUACUGAAGCUGCCGAAUGUGGCAAUGGAGAAGCUCCGCUGGUACAUGCUAUCCGGGGAAGCGCACGAACUGUUGCUGGGCCACUCGCAUAAUGUAAAAAAUACAGUACCCUUCGAUCCUACUAGAAUACCUGAGAACUCGUCGCUAAUGUUGAUACAUCGCCACCACAGCCUGUCGGCGUUGGACAUCAAACGGUUCAAGAGUCGCAGUUUGCCAGCCUCGCCGCUGCAGAUAUCGAACCGACGGCAGAACUCAUCCUCCCCGUGCCAAUCGCACAGUCCCACACCGACCUCGUCGCCGCCGAUGGUGAGAUUUUCGGUCGGCGGUGAAGUCACGACCCUGCUCAAUCCUGCCCCGAUGGCAACGGGUCACGUCAGUAGCUCGGCCGGCAUUAUUGCCGCUGGUGGUCCGAUCGGACGCGACAUGAACGUCAGCCGUAACAGAUGUCACAGUUGGGGAGCCGCCAGCUAUCGCACCCACAUCGGCCCUAGCCUUGCCGCACGGAAUGUGACCAACGUACAGGAGGCUCAGGAUAACAGUACGGCCGACCGGCAUGACACCAGUUCGAUCUCUCUGCACACACUCGGACCUCAAACGCGUGCGAGCCUGGGGCUGGUGGAAGCGCAGCCCCAUCUGCCAUUCGCCGCCGUACAGCAACGCGCCUACCAAACGCAACAGUCAGUGCCGGCACCGGCACAGCAACGGACACCGUUGCGCCGUCCACUGUCGGUGGCCGCUACAGCGCCGAUUCCACUGCCCAUGAUGAUGACGGCUCGGCUUCCGAAGCAGCGAUCCUGCUCGUGCAGCAGCCAGACGGACGUGAGCCUGCAGCGCAACGAAAGUCCACCGCAGCCGGGCACGGCAUCGCCGACACCGAGCCUCCCUAAUCUACGGUCGCUUAUGGGAAGUAGCUGCAGUGAAAGCACGGAAGAUAUCCAGGCGUACGUGAAGGAGAUGACGAAGGAGUUGGCCACCGAGAUCAAGUCCGAGAUACGGGAGGUGAUCAGCAAGGUCGAGGACGUCCUCGAAAGCACCGACAGCAUCGAGAUGAGCAGCUUGGUGAACUUUAAUUCGCUCGGACAGUUAAGCCAUCCACCGGUGGAAAACAAGCGCGAUUCCAUAUCAACCAGCGACGUGGUCGACUAUCUGCGCGAGUUCAGCAAAGAGAUGACGAACGAGGUGAAGUCGGAGAUACGGGACGUGGUGAACGCGGUGGAUGAAAUCAUUUCGCCCGAAGGAUUUCUCGGCACGCGCAAAAACUCACCCCCCGACAUACUGCGCAACAACAGCGGGGCCAGCGGUGGAAACCAUCCGCCCCACGGCAACACCGCUGCUGGAGGACACAAACUCUUGAUCAAACAACGGUACAGCGAUAUAGCGCCGGACGCCAACAUCCAUCGGCCCCGGUCGGCCGACAACGAUCACAGCAAGCACCGGUCGGAAUCGUUCCCGAGACCAAGCUCGGCGGCCAGCCCGGAACGCAUGGGCAUGAUGGGACCGCCGCUACACUACGUCAGCGCAAUAGCCAAAAGCUUCGAUCCACGGUCGUCCACCAUGUCCUCGCAGGAUUCGGGUAUCAAUAUGAACUUUUGCGACGCAGCGGACGAGAGUCACCGUGUCCGGGUGUGCAGAACGGGGACCGCCAGCGAUAGAAUACGCACAGUGUCUGCCGAUGUGGACAGUUCCAGCAAACCCACCAUCCCACCACGUCGACUCAUAUCGGAACCGUCCGGUGGAUCGAUCCGGGAAACAUCAUCACCGUCCGGUACGGACGUGAGCACCACUACUGCUCAGCUGGAGGACGGUAACACAGCGGGCAAGAGUCCACUUACCCGCCAGCAGCACGUGCUCAACCGUACACCGUCGGGAGAGGCUGGACCGAUCGUACAGUCGCCGUGUGUAACAUCGGUCACCGGUGGUGGCACCGCCGUCCACACCAUCCAGUGGCACCAGAUGCCGAAGGAAGUCUGGAAGCAGGCAGCUGAGGCACUAGACGAACACCAAAUGCUGCAGGAAGGGGACCGUGUGCUGGUGUGUCUGUCGGGCAGCAGCUCUUCCAUGUGCUUGCUCCAUCUGCUGCAUCAGUUUUGUCAAACGCGUCAGCUAAAGAUUGAGCUGGCCGCUGUUACGGUGGGCGCUGGGGGGGACUGUGAAGUUGACCCGCGCACACUGAUGCUGUACCUGAAGGAGCUCGGUGUGACGUACUUCUACGAACCGCAAGCAGCCACAAACGAGUCGCUAAGCGAUCAGCUCAUGCGUCACGCACGAACCCGGCAGUACAAUGUGUUGGCUAUGGCCAGCACGCUGGACAAGCUGGCUGAUCGAUUCCUUUCGUCCUUGUUUUACCGGGGUGAGCUUUGUGCACUGCAGGCCGUACAGCGUUCCGACGCAGCGUCCAGUUCCCUCGGGGGAGAUGAUGUACGGAUUAUCCGGCCGUUGCUGUUUCUGCGGGAAAAGACAUUCGCCGAGUUUGCCGUCGCCCAGGGAAUACCGAGCCGUACCGCGUGCCUCGUUUCGCGUCCUGACGGUGCGGACACUUUAAGAGAGUUGCUGCACAAACAGGAGCUGGUCAAUCCGCUCGUAUACCACAACAUUCGGAAUGCUCUAAGGCCGAUCGUUUCUUUACGAACUGAAGCCUCCAAGUCGGCGUACGAAAUGCUUCGUUCGUCGUUAAACACACGCGAGUAAUUGUAGUAGAUUGGUAAAGUUUCGUCAGCAGCUGCAUAGCAGUAAGGGAAAACGACAGGGAACAAGUAAUUUAUCCAGUACCAAGUCACUAUUAUGCUGUAAUUGUUAGAAUGUAAGAAGUGUAGAGUUGAAAAUAAAAUAAAAGACAUGAAAGUGUCUCAAAAGUUGGGCAAUACACUGAA
Anopheles stephensi (Asian malaria mosquito) is the source of this 6185-nucleotide messenger RNA. RefSeq lists its product as uncharacterized. The coding region runs from base 1498 to 6003 and encodes 1501 amino acids. NCBI's taxonomy places the organism in Eukaryota, Metazoa, Arthropoda, Insecta, Diptera, Culicidae. The record is from RefSeq and is a predicted model, not a curated record. The transcript has 12 exons.